Messenger RNA from Falco peregrinus (peregrine falcon), 3937 nucleotides. RefSeq names its product threonine--tRNA ligase 1, cytoplasmic. NCBI's taxonomy places the organism in Eukaryota, Metazoa, Chordata, Aves, Falconiformes, Falconidae. The coding region runs from base 22 to 2463 and encodes 813 amino acids. Gene Ontology annotation, cellular component: cytoplasm. Gene Ontology annotation, molecular function: ATP binding; threonine-tRNA ligase activity. The record is from RefSeq and is a predicted model, not a curated record. Gene Ontology annotation, biological process: threonyl-tRNA aminoacylation. The transcript is spliced from 19 exons.
GCGCGGUGCCGCCUGGGGAAGAUGGCGGCGGCCGCGGAGGCGGCGGCGCGGCGGGUGUGGCGGCAGGAGCAGGAGCUGCGCUGGCUGACGGCGGAGGUCGGCCGGCUGAAGGAGCAGGGGGCGCUGAGCAGCCCCGGGGGCGGCAGCCCCGAGCUGCAGCGGCUGCGGGCCGAGAACGAGAAGCUGCGCUACCGCCUCCUGCACCUGCGCCGCAGCCUGGCGGCCGAGCUGGGCCGGGCGGCGCCGGCGGAGUCCCCGGCUGGCGGGCAGCCCAGUGCCGGGUGCUGGGGGGAGGCCGGGGCGCAGGGCUGCGCUCCAUGCGGUCCCUGCUUGCAGAAAGUCUCCAGCGCGAGUCUGGCGGUGGCGGUGAAUCAGAAUAAAGAGGAAAAGGAAGAAGCAAAUGAAGCUGUGAACCGACAUCGGGAUGAUCUGCAGUGUGGGCCAAGCUUCAUAGAAGACAGACUGAAGCUUUAUGAGGCUCUGAAAAAAGAGCAUGAUGCUUUGCUGGCUUACAGAGCGGCCAACCACAGCAAACCCAUCAAAGUUACUCUGACGGAUGGAAAGAUGGCUGAAGGGGAAUCUUGGAAAACCACGCCGUAUCAGUUAGCUGUGGGAAUUAGUCAAGUGUUGGCUUCAAAUGCAGUCAUUGCCAAAGUGAACGGUGAACUGUGGGACCUGGAUCGUCCGCUGGAGGGAGAUUGUACUCUGGAGCUGCUUAUGUUUGAUAAUGAAGAAGCCAAAGCUGUUUAUUGGCAUUCAAGUGCUCAUAUUCUUGGAGAGGCCAUGGAAGGUUAUUUUGGGGGCUGCUUAUGCUAUGGACCACCAAUUGAGAACGGAUUUUAUUACGACAUGUACAUUGAAGAUCGAGGUGUAUCUAGUAAUGAAUUCCCACUACUGGAAAACCGCUGUAAAAAUAUCAUAAAAGAGAAGCAGGCUUUUGAAAGGCUGGAAGUCAAAAAGGAGAUCCUGUUAGAGAUGUUUAAGUAUAACAAGUUUAAGUGUCGUAUCCUUAAUGAGAAGGUGAACACACCAACUACCACAAUAUACAGAUGUGGCCCACUGAUUGAUCUCUGCAGGGGUCCACAUGUGAGACACACUGGAAAAAUCAAGGCCCUUAAAAUAUUUAAGAACUCCUCUACGUAUUGGGAAGGAAAAACUGACAUGGAAACUCUGCAGAGAAUAUAUGGAAUAUCUUUUCCUGAUAACAAAAUGAUGAAGGAAUGGGAAAAAUUCCAGGAAGAAGCCAGAAACCGGGACCAUAGGAAAAUUGGAAAGGAGCAAGAACUCUUCUUCUUUCAUGAUUUGAGUCCUGGAAGCUGUUUUUUCCUCCCUAGAGGUGCCUUUCUUUAUAACACACUCAUGGAUUUCAUACGAGAGGAAUAUCACAGACGUAAUUUUACUGAAGUUGUAUCUCCAAACAUCUUCAACAGUAAACUCUGGGAAGCUUCAGGACACUGGCAGCACUACAGUGAAAAUAUGUUCUCUUUUGAGAUCGAGAAGGAAACCUUUGCUCUGAAACCGAUGAAUUGUCCAGGACAUUGCUUGAUGUUUGCCCAUCGUCCACGAUCCUGGAGGGAAAUGCCUCUUAGACUUGCAGAUUUUGGAGUCCUUCACCGAAAUGAACUCUCUGGGACUUUAAGUGGUUUGACUCGUGUAAGGCGCUUCCAACAAGAUGAUGCUCACAUCUUUUGCACAAUAGAACAGAUUGAAGAAGAAAUGAAGGGCUGUCUUGAUUUCUUGAAGUCAGUGUAUGCUGUCUUUGGUUUUACCUUUCAACUACAUCUUUCUACAAGACCAGAAAAUUACCUAGGAGAGUUAGAGGUCUGGGAUCAUGCAGAAAAGCAACUUGAAAACAGCUUGAAUGACUUUGGAGAGCAGUGGAAUUUGAAUCCAGGAGAUGGAGCGUUUUAUGGCCCUAAGAUUGAUAUUAAAAUUAAAGAUGCUAUUGGCAGGUACCAUCAGUGUGCUACUAUCCAACUUGACUUCCAGCUACCCAUUCGAUUUAAUCUUACAUAUGUUGGUAAGGAUGGCGAUGAUAAGAAAAGGCCAGUGAUUAUUCACAGGGCUAUCUUGGGAUCUGUGGAGAGAAUGAUAGCUAUUCUAGCAGAAAAUUACGGAGGAAAAUGGCCGUUCUGGCUGUCUCCACGGCAGGUCAUGGUUGUGCCUGUGGGACCUACUUGUGAGGAGUAUGCCCAGCAGGUUUGCAGAGAAUUUUUUGAAGCAGGAUUUAUGUCAGAUGUGGAUCUAGAUCAUAGUUGCACAUUAAACAAGAAAAUUAGGAAUGCACAGCUGGCCCAGUAUAACUUUAUCUUAGUGGUUGGAGAAAAAGAGAAAGCAAAUAACGCUGUCAACGUGCGAACAAGAGACAACAAGGUUCACGGAGAGAUUUCGGUAUCUUCUGCUAUUGAAAAACUGAAGGAACUUAAGAGUUCACAUACUCCAAAUGCAGAGGAAGAAUUCUGAUGUUGCAGUCCAGAAAAAAAUUUACUAGCUGCCCAUGCAAAAAUGGUGUUUCUUUCCUCCUGUGCAGCACUGAUGCUCAUCUGAGAGAAUUUUCAGUUAAAGGGUAUGCAAAAUAAGCAAUGUAGCAAUUUUGGUGCUCCAGAAAUAGCAUGAGAAGAUGGAUGCAACAGCCAACUCCUUUGGCAGCCCCACGGGAUUCCAAUCUGGGAGAGUUGCAGAAUGCUUAGUUCUAAAGUCCUACACCUCUGCUAAAAUAUGUUGGUUUUGCUGUGGAAAUAAAUUAGAGCUGCACAAAGUCAAGGAACAGGAGGUUGGGAAGGGUACUGGCAGCUGCUGCUGCAAUUGCUGAGCUACCUCAGUCACAUAGCAGUUGCAGAGCUGAUGUGACUUGGAAUCCAAAGCUUGGCAGUUUGUAGGUGCAUCAGGAGCAUUUUGGUUUAGUUUUUUUUCUAAUGCCAGAUUAUGUAAAAAAUUUUUGUUUCGUUUGGGGGGUGGAGGAUGGGAAUAGCUUGAUGCUUUUUAAACUUAUGCUCACAGGCUACGAAUACAUUGGUGUCUUUGUUGGAAAUCUCAGUGAAACAAGGCACUGACUGAGCUGGUGUGAUAACUGGUUGCUGUAAAGGUGACUGCCAAGAAUGAAGUUGAAUUACUCACCAUAUCUGUGUGUGGAAAGUGUUUUAUUUUUUCCUGUGUCAACUGUUGAUUUGGCUUUUUUCUAAAAAUUUUGAGAAAAAGCUUCCAUGUGUAAUUUACUGCUGUAUUUGCUUGGGGUACUGAGAAUGCCAAAAAAGCUGCAGAUGACAAUCUUAAUUUUAAAACACAGCAUGUUGAAAUUAAAUUAGCCAUAUUUAUCUGACUUAAUGCUUACAAAUUAUUGUAAAUUCACUGUUGCAGGCAAUUGAAUUGGAUUCUUUUGAGAUUAAUUUCUACCAUGAUUUUUUUAAUUUUAUAUGCUGGUUUUUAGUCAAGGCUUAGAUAGCAUUAAAGAUAAUUGAGUAACGUAUAAACUAUGCAAUUGUAGUUGUGAUUUCAGUACCACUGAAAUGAAGCAGAAAAUACUAUUUAGUGCUUAGAUGUUACACAAACACAAAGCGAGUGUUUUACUUCUGCCUGACAGUUGUACAGACUUGUGUUGUCAGCCUUUGUUUUGUUAGUUUGGUUUUGUGUAUGUUUUUACAAACUGAUUAUCCCCCACUUCUAAAAGAAAAAAACACCCACCAAAUAACAAAAAAUGGAAGGAACAAGUGCUGGGAAAACCUUCUGUUCCACUUUACAGAAUUAACAGGGGUGGUGGUGGGUGAUUUUGAUUUAUAUUUAUGAAUAAUGUGUUUUAUAUAUAAAAUAUAUUUUUUAUGGACUACAGCCUACAUGAUGCAUGUGUGAUAUAUUCAGACUGCAGAAUUAAAACCUUUGGGCUUUUUUUCAGUGAAUUUCAAGGUUUUGCAAAUAAAAGACUAACUUUUUAGCAUACAUC